AUGAGCCCUUCCUUUCCUUUUCCAUAUGCUUCUGUUCCCAUCAUCCUGUUCAACCCAAAGACUUUUAAUAAUGACAUUGCCUUGGUGAAGCUGAGCUCUCCUGUGGUUUUGUCAGAGCGUGUGAUGCCUGUGUGUUUGCCAUCUGACCUUGAGCCUCCCCCUGGAGCACCAUGUCUGGUGGCUGGAUGGGGCUCACUUUAUGAAGAUGGUCCAGCGGCUGAUGUGGUGAUUGAGGCAAUGGUUCCCCUGCUGUCUCAGAGCACAUGUAAAAGUGCCCUUGGCAAACAGCUGCUCACCAACACCAUGUUCUGUGCUGGCUACUUGUCCGGAGGUAUCGACUCAUGUCAGGGUGAUUCUGGUGGGCCACUGAUCCUUCAGGACCUUAUUUCAGGGAGGUUUCAGUUAUAUGGUAUAACAUCUUGGGGAGAUGGCUGUGGGGAGAAAGGCAAACCAGGUGUAUACACUCGUGUUGUGGCUUACAAAGACUGGAUCCUAUCUGAAAUCCAUAAAUCUUUUGGAAGCAGGGAACCCACAUGUGCAGAGCUUCUGAAGACAUCAGAGCUGUCAGAGGAGCAGCGCCUAUCCGAGUUCACCUCACUCUGCCAUUUCUACAUGCUGAGCUGCCCUAUAACCUUGGACCUGUCUGGGUGCCAGCGCCUAGCCCAGGACAACUGUCAGAGCCGCUUCAAAAAGUGCCGUGCGUUAAUUUACAUUUACCUGAAUAAUCUUAAUAAUCCUGUUUAUUAUUUCAUUACAAUUAAUAUGCAUUGUGAAGUGUGAGGACUUACUUUGAA
Messenger RNA from Ictalurus punctatus (channel catfish), 794 nucleotides. RefSeq names its product serine protease 56 (gene prss56). The transcript is spliced from 5 exons. Bases 1 to 780 code for a protein of 259 amino acids. The record is from RefSeq and is a predicted model, not a curated record. Lineage: Eukaryota; Metazoa; Chordata; Actinopteri; Siluriformes; Ictaluridae. Gene Ontology annotation, molecular function: serine-type endopeptidase activity. Gene Ontology annotation, biological process: proteolysis.